This is a messenger RNA of Amoebophrya sp. A120, 485 nucleotides long. NCBI's taxonomy places the organism in Eukaryota, Dinophyceae, Syndiniales, Amoebophryaceae. The record is from the annotation of a GenBank genome assembly.
AUGGUCGAGGAAGAACGCGCUCUGUCUAGCAACGGAGAGACCACGAAGCACAAAGCUAAUCUGGUCCGCAACAAGAAUUCUCGCAACCAGCAUGGCCCGCGCCCGGAUCACGUUCAGAAGAACCGUGAGAAGCAGAUGUUCUCCAAUAUGUUGAAGAAAGAGAUGCCGAGUCUGAUCCAGCAAGCCGCUGCGAAUCUGAUCGCGCAAAAUCCGAACUUGACCCAGAAUCACACUGCUGGUAGCAAUGACGACAGUCAUGCGGCCAAUUACGCAGGAGAUUCCAAGUGGUGUUCGAAUUGCAAUUCGGAAUCCCACAACACCAAGGAUUGCUGGUACAAAAACGGCAAUAAGGUCAAUAACAAGUCUUCCAAUAAGAAUUCCGGUAAGGGUAACAACACGAAUACUGUUCGCAAGGGCAACGACAAGCCGAAGGGUGGAGGUAAGAAAGGAAAAGGAAAGAAGGGUAGGAAAUACUGAGUCUUAGA